This is a messenger RNA of Thlaspi arvense, 753 nucleotides long. NCBI's taxonomy places the organism in Eukaryota, Viridiplantae, Streptophyta, Magnoliopsida, Brassicales, Brassicaceae. The record is from the annotation of a GenBank genome assembly.
AUGGAAUCAGUUGCAGUGGAAGCUUUGUUUUCCCGUAGAAGAAUGUCUGGUGAUGAUGAACCUUCCUCUGGCUCUGGAGACGAAGCAAACGUCACUGAUGGACACAACAACAAGCGUAUCCCUGUGCCGCCUUCUGGCUCUGGACCGACGCGCAAGAGAAGCCGCAAGGCUUGUGGUGAUGCCAUAGUUGAAGCAAUGCUAGAGAUCGCAGCAGCUUCCAAAAUGAGAGCAGCAGCUUUGACCAAGAACGGCGACAGAUUCUCAAUCAGCAAAUGCAUCAAGGCGCUGGACGACUUACAAGGUGUUGAUCAACCUACCUACUUUCUUGCCUUGGAUUUGUUUGAGAACCCCAAUUCGUCCACUAGUUGCGUCGAUUUUGAUAUAGAAUUGGAUGAGAUGGAGUUAAUUGCCGCUGCUGCUGGUUACUUGUACUACCACAGUCGCGUAAAUCAGCCUCAGAGUAAUUCGACUCCUACGAUAUGUACAUAUUUGAAAGACUUGCUUGAAGGACCUGCUGAAGAUUGCAGGGAAGUGCUUCGGAUGGAUAGGCAUCUGGAAGACGGGAUUCACGACUGGCUCUUUGCCGCCGAUGCUGCUCCAGUGGUGGAGGAACCGCAUGGACAAGAGGAAGGAGAAGAAGUAGAGUUGCUGCACCUGAACUCUACGCCUAUGGAGCAAGCUGCGGAUUCUCUACGAGACUCCAUUGCAUGUACUAUGUGGGAUGACUUCAUGAACAAGUGGGAAGAAUGGUAA